Messenger RNA from Podarcis lilfordi (Lilford's wall lizard), 9862 nucleotides. Lineage: Eukaryota; Metazoa; Chordata; Lepidosauria; Squamata; Lacertidae. The record is from the annotation of a GenBank genome assembly.
AUGGAGGAGGGUUUGACGUGGCCGUCGGAGAGGCUGGAAGUUCAGACAGCUGCUUCUCCCGGGGUCAGCCGGCGGAUAUCAGUCAGCGAAUUCUCUUGCCAUUGCUGUUAUGAUAUUCUCGUCAAUCCCACCACCUUGAACUGUGGGCACAGCUUCUGUAGGCAUUGCUUGGCGUUAUGGUGGACGUCUUCCAAGAAGAACGAGUGUCCAGAAUGCAGGGGGAAAUGGGAAGGAUUCCCCAAAGUCAACAUUCUUCUCAGGUGAUUCUAGCAAUUGAGGACUGUGAUGUGUGGUUUUCAUACAAUGGUUGAGAUAUGUUAGUCUGCCCUCUUUGCUUAGUAAGAUCCGUUGGUCCUACGAUUUUCAUACUUUUAAUUUCAUUUUUCAUUUCACUUUUCAUGUAUAUAUUACUAUACGCAAGGCAGUCUGCAAGCUGAAGAAAUAAUAAAGAUUAUACACCUUAUAUCAAUCUGAUCCAAUGUGAAAAAAGCCAUGAUAAAAACAUGACUUUAAAAUAAACAAAGCAAUACUCAAUAAUCUAUCAGAAUAUCAUAGUACACGAUGAAAUUAAAUGUCAGCAAAAAAUCAUUGGGUAGAAAUUCACUCCUAACAAUUACAAUAAAUAUUUGCUAAACUAUAAUUAGUAAAAACAGCAAGUCACAGUGCAUAAAUACCACAAUACAUACAAAACCAUGUAAAAGGAUCAAAUUGAGAAACAAAGACACACAACUUGUAAAAAUAUAUAUUAAAAAAAGAAAUCCUGGACUCAUUUCCCCCUCUUCUCUACUUUUGCUGUUCUUAAUGCCAUGGUUUGGGAAAGGCUUACUUACUUCUUAGAUCCUCUAAAUGCCCUCCACUGUCAGUCUCAGCGUUUGAGGAUUGCAUGAGUCUUCCCUGGGGUAGAAAGACCACUGUAGAGCUCGCUUGGUGCUCUCCAUGGCUGUUUCAGUUCAAACCACUGGAGGAGGAGUUCCAGGCUAAUAGCCAGAUGUUCUCCUCCAGGCCUCUCCCCACAUCACACCCUCUACCCUCUUUGAGACAUUUUUGUGUGGCUAGAAUGUGUCCUUGAAAGGUGAUGGUACCUCUUGCUUCCCUGAACAGAGGGGUGUGUGUGUUUUGCGUAGCUGAAAUGCAGUCUCCCGUCUGCAGGUGAGAUUGACAUCAGUUGCACCUCCCCCUUCUGCUUCUAGCUCCGCCCACCACAGGCACCCUGGGAAUCCUGUCCAUGAGAUAAUGUGGUUAUAAAAGAUCCCCCCCCCCCCGGUUAAAAGGGUUUAGCCAGCAGAAUGACUUACCGUUAUCACCUGUUUGUACCCAACUCAUCCUCCUACAGAGCUCAUGGUAGCUCAUUUAUCAGUCCUGUAAGGUAGGCCAGGCUGAGAGGAGAGUACAGUUGGCCUGAGGACAGCUAUCAAACUUCACGACCAGUGAGCUGGACUCAGGUCUCCCCAGUCCAGCAUUCUAGCCAUGUCCCCCCUCCUCAGUGCAAAGGAGAAGGCCCCUUCUCCAGAUACAGCCUGGCCGCAAACUGCAGGAAGAAGUCUUGCAAAGUAACACUCUCUUUUUCUAGGGAUGCAAUCGAAAAACUGUUUCCAGAUGCGAUUGAGCAGCGGAAGGACGACAUCCAGCAGAACAGCGACGCGUCCCUCAGCCUUGCCGCCUUUCAGAAAUACGGGAGCGAUCAGACCUCUGCAGCUCCAACGGCGGGGCGAAUUAAUCCUCGAGGAGGGGGGUUUUUCUCUGGUGUGCUGACAGCGCUAACUUGUGUGGCUGUAAGUCUCCCCCUUUAAAAAGCCCUGUGCUGGUGGGACAUAAAGCUGAGGAUGGGUUUUUGAAGAUCUGAUUGUAUAGUUGCAGAAAACUUAGCAAGUCUCCUGACUUAAUGGGCCCCUUCAGAGAAAUUUCAAAGGACAUCCUGUUGCCCUCCAUCUUAGUUCCCUUGAGCAGGAAAGGUGAAGGGAAGCCUAUAGAGCAGCCUUUCUCAACCUGUGGGUCCCCAGAUGUUGUUGAACUACAACUCCCAUCACACCUAGCUAGCAAGGCCAGAGCUCAGGGAUGAUGGGAGUUGUAGUCCAACAACAUCUGGGGACCCACAGGUUGAGAACCGCUGCUAUAGAGGUUCGCAGCUACUAGAUUUGGUUUUUGUCUGCCCUUGGAAGUUGCCUUAUAUUGAGUCAGACCAUUGAUCCAUGCAGCUCGGUUUGUCUACACUGAUUGGCCAUGAAUCUCCAGGGUUUCAGACUGGGGACAUUCCCAGCUGUAUUUGGAGACCCCGGGAAUUGGAUCUGGGACCUUCUAGAUAAAACGCAGAUGCCCUAGCACUGAGCUUUGGCCCUUCCUUCUUCAGUAGCUGGGAUGCCUGGCAUUUGGCUGCGGCCACCAGGUAGGUUUCCACCUCUUUCCCCCUCCUACAGGCUGAUGUCCCCAAAGAAAAUGCUGGAGACUAGAAUGUGGAAAGGAACCCAGAGGGAAGAGUAAUGUUUGACAUGGUGCAUGAAGCUUAGUUCUCGCUUCAGCUGCAGGGCUCCCAUAAUAUAUUCCCUAGCGCUUCCACCGUGCUGUUAUGGGAGGGUGUUCUUGUCCCAGAGUCACCCAAUGAGUCCUUGGCUAUCAGGCUUUCCAGCUGUAUGUCAUCUCCCCCUCCAAGCUGUAUUUAAGCCAGGCUCCUUGGAGUGCCAGACCAGAAACUUUACAGUUGGUGAAUGUUCAUUUUUGCUUUGUAUUUAUGUACAGUUGUACCUUGGUUCUCGAACUUAAUCCAUUCCAGGAGUCCGUUCGACUCCCGAAACCUUUCGAAUACCAAGGCGUGGCUUCCAAUUGGCUGCAGGAGCUUCCUGCAUUCGAGCAGAAACUGCGUUGGAUAUUCAGCUUCCAAAAAACGUUUGCAAACCGAAACACUUACUUCCUGGUUUGUGGCAUUUGGGAGCCAAAACGUACAACUACCAAGGCGUUCGAGAACCAAAAUACGACUGUACUUAAGCCUACAUUGGGUGGUGUGGGGUGUUUUUUUUUUUUUAAUAUUGAAAUUAUUCUGUGUUUGCUAAAUUGUUGAUUUUUUGUAAUUUUGAAUUCACUGGCAUGUUCCGUAUUUAGAAUAUUUGUAUUUCCAGUGCUCUCUAUAUUGAUGCUUUUGAAUGUUUGCUGCAAGCUGUUUUGGGCACAUCUCGUCGUGGAAAAGCGGCAUAUAAUUAAAAUCAAUUGAUCAAUCAAGUCCAGCGCAAUCCUUUGGGCCACGCUGGGUGCUUUGCUCUUGUAUUAAACAUCUGAAACAUGUUUAAUAUGUUUUAUAGUCACCCCAGUCACCGCUGUGCAUUACCCAUCAUGGACCCUCUUCACUGCUUUCUAGGUAGUUUUGCUCGGCUAUCACUGGAGCAGCCGGGAGUCGGAAGAUGACCUCCUCGUCCACAAACCCGUUGCGAAAUGGACUGCUGGGGAGGUGGUACACUGGCUGGGGCAGCUGGGACCCUGGACUUCCCUCUACAAGGAGAGGUUUUUACUUGAGCGCGUUAAUGGGAGGUGAGGAAGAUCCCUUUGGUGAUGCUCUGAGAUUAUUGAGAGAGAAACUUCAUUGUACCUGGUGCCUUGCUUAUAAAAGAUUUUGUGCUCCUCAGGUGAUGUGAACACAGGGGCAAAGCAAAACAAAAGUCUUGUUGUGUUCAAAGUAAGUUUUUAAUCUGUAGCGUGGCUGUUAGCAAUAGUUCCCUGUUAGUCAUCUUGCUAGGACCAUGUCUAAAUUCUAGAGUAGGCAGAUGCGCUUUGCUCUCAGUGCAAAUAUCCACAGACCCGUCUUGUCUUGAUGGUGAUAUUCGACUUGGUAGUUCAGCGUGAUUUGGAGCAGGGCAGAGGGCGUUUCCUUCGUGUCACAGUAUCUCCUGGUCUUGCAGGCUCCUGCUGACGCUCACGGACGAGGACUUCUCAAAGGCUCCUUACAAUGUAGAGAACAGUAGCCACAGGAAGGCCAUUAUGACGGAACUGGAACGUGUGAAGAUGCUGGGCGUCAAACCACCGCAGAACCUUUGGGAGUACAAGGUGAGAGGGUGUUACAGGAAGUCCCGCCUCCAUCGGCCUAGACCUUUAGCCCCUGCACCAAAUUACCGUAUUUUUCGCUCCAUAAGACGCACCUGACCAUAAGGCGCACCUAGUUUUUAGCGGGGGAAUGCAAGGAAAAAAAUUCUUUAAAGAGAGCGCUGCACAGAGUCUGUAUGCAUCCCAGGCUCUGCUUAGCGCUCCCUUUCACGAGCCGCAUGGAGCGUGUGUGCGGUGCUUGCAGGCUUUUCCCCAGGAGGGAGAAGGGCAGCCCCGUCACUGACGGGCUGCCCUUCUCCCUCCUCAGGGGACAAGCCCCCAAGAUGCUCCACACAUGCUCCACGCGGCUCGUGAAAGGGAGUGUGGCUCUUGGGGGCUUUUCUGGGAGGUGGGGGAAGGGACUGCCCUCUGUCCCUUUCCCCACCUCCCACAAAAGCCAGCAAGUGCCGCACGCUCUUUAAAGGGUGCGCGGCUCCUGCGGGCUUUUCCCCGAGGGAAAAAGCGGCCAGUCAGUCCCUUCUCCCUCCUUGGGGAAAAGCCCGCAAGAGCCGCACGGAGCGUGUGUGCGGCUCUUGGGGGCUUUUCUCGCCUGCCUCCCGCUUGCAUUCGCUCCAUAAGAUGCGCACACACUUCCCCUUACUUUUUUUUGGGGGGGGGUGCGUCUUAUGGAGCGAAAAAUAUGGUACUCUUCUGUCCUUGUGGUGUUUUGAUCCUCGGCAUCCCUGCUGCGACCCAGCCCUGCUCUUGAGUCUGGUCCCCAUCCUAUCUUCAGCCUGUGUCGCCCAAGUGCGGUGUAAUGGUUUGAGUGUUGGACUAGGACCUGGGAGUCCAGGGUUCAAAGCCCCGCUCAGCCAUGAAGCUCAUUGGGUGACCUUGGGCCAGUCGCCAUCUCUUAGCCUAACCUACCUCACAGAGUUAUUGUGAAGAUGAAAUGGGGAGGAGGAGAACCAUGAACACCAACUUGAGCUCCUUGGAAGAUAAAAGUGCUAUAGAAAUGUAAUAAAUACAUAAAUAAAAUAAAAGUAUCAUAUCCUGGCUUGAAGCCAUUUUACGAAGGAGCAGGGAGUCUCCCCAAUUUCCGUGGAAUUUCCUGUAUCUGAGAGCAAAUGCCACAGUGUGCACCCCAUUGUGCAAUUUAAUGCUGGCAAGUUCCCUCCCCACUGCCUACUCUAAUGAUUUCUUACACAAUUACACUCUGGUCUGCUUGAUGCAGGGCUGGCCUGAAGGGAGAAAUCCACAGAGCAAAUCCCCUCCUGCUGAUUAAUUACGGGGAACUAAUUUAUAAUAGGGAUCUGGGGAAUGAAAGGCCGGUUAGCUUAACGUCAGUAGUGGGGAAACCCACUAAACAGGUAAAAUUGCCAAGCAAGAGGAACAAGCCUUGCUGAAGUAGAAUCAGCAUGGCUUUUGCCAGGGUAGGUCCUGUCUCAACAUCUAGAGGGUUUUUUCCCUCCCCAAGCAUGCCAGCAGAGAUGAAUCAGUUGACAAUGGUCUCUUAUGUUUUCAAAAGGUUUUUGAAAAUUUAUCCCUGAAAAUUUACCCCUGAGUAAGCUGAGUAGUCGUGACAUAACCACAGAGAUCCUCUUAUGGAUCAGGACUUACUUAGGAAUAGAAACAGAGUACAGUCGUACCUUGGAUCUCGAAUGCCUUGGUACUCGGACGUUUUGGCUCCUGAACGCUGCAAACCCCCAAGUGAUUGUUCCGGUUUGCAAACGUUCUUUGGAACCCGAACGUCUGACGGGGCUUCCGAUUGGCCGCAGGAGCUUCCUGCAGCCAAUUGGAAGCCGCGCUUUGGUUUCCAAACGUUCUGGAAGUCGAAUGGACUUCCAGAACAGAUUCCGUUCAACUUCCGAGGUACGACUGUAUUAAUAAAUGGACAGUUUUCUCCGUGGUGGGAUGUGGAAAAUGGAGGGUUGGUGUUGGAACCUGUUCUUUUUAACUGGUUUAUUGGUGAUCUAGAAUUAGGGCUGAGCAGUGAGGGAGCAGGAUUGCCCUGAGGUGUCAGGUGGGGCCAGUGAUCUCUCAUUCUGCUAUCUAUAACGAUGCCUCUGAUCUCUGAAGCACCAGAACAGAAGAAGAUAGAGCCUCUCCCCCAGUUAGGCAGGCUUCAUGUGACCCUUACUUAAUAUGACUAGGAUCUUAUGUUACACGCCUGGAGGGUGAAGAGGUUGGUGAGACAAAGCUGCAUUUCACAGAAGACCCCUUGCACUCUCCCUUGCUUCCGUUUGCUCUUCCUCGUGUAUUCAUGUGUUCCGGCUAACGGCUGACUCUCCCCCAUUUCUCUCCGUUUCCUCGCAUUCCAGGCGGUGCAUCCUGGGAAGUCGCUGUUCCUGUUGUACGCCUUGAAGAGCUCCCCUCGGCUCACCAUGCUCUACUUGUACCUCUUUGAUUACACGGACGUCUUCCUCCCCUUCCUCCACACCAUCUGUCCCGUGCAGGAGGAGGAGCUGGAGGACAUUCUCGCAAAGCUGCUAGUAAGUAAGAGCGGGAGACGUCCGCCUUGGGAACAUGCCCCCCUCCCGAACACCAAAAAAGUGGGAAGGGGUUUUGUGGGGGUGGCAGUACAGAAUGCUUUGAGGUUGCAGAUCAGCGACCCUCGCCAAAAGCCCUGUGAGCAAUGGCCCCAGGAGCGAAAAUGGGGGCAAACUUCAUGGGGGCAGCAAGCCAAGGGCUUUUGUAUUUCAAUUUUUCGAAGGUUUUUAACACAUUGGGCUCUAGAAUCCAACACAUGUAUAAAAAGAUAAUAAAAAGAAAUAUCUCAAAAAUAAUAUAAAGAAAAUAUAAAAUAGAAUACUCAUGAUUCUUACAAAACACUAUUACAUUCGUACCUUGGAUCUCAAAUGCUUUGGUUCCUGAACAAAUUGUCUCCUGAAUGAUCGAAACCCAUAAAUGAGUGUUCCAGUUUUUGAAUGAUUUUCAGAAGCCAAACGUCUGGUUCGGCUUCCCUGGCUACCGAUUGGCUGCAGGAGCUUUCUGCAGCCAAUCAGAAACUGCUUUGGUUCCUGAACGUUUUGGAAGUCGAACAAACUUCCGGAAUGGAUUCCGUUCGACUUCCAAGGUACGACUGUAUAGAGAAUAGAAAAAACUAACUAAAAAUAUUGUUUAUCACUGGUAGAAAAUGUUGGAUAUCUACACACAUCGGGAUUGAUUGCUGAAUCGUUCUUUAGAACCAGACUAGACUUCCCAGGAUCCUUUGGGGGAAGCCAAGACUGUGUAAAGUGGCAUGAUACUGCUUUGAAUGUAUGGUGCAGGCGGGGCCUUAGUGUGAAGCAGAUUUCUGUGUUCCUCUGCAGGUUUGGCAGACGGCAAAUACAAUAAUUGCCACCACAUAAAGAUAUGAGGGACGCAGGUGGCGCUGUGGUCUAAACCACUGAGCCUCUUGGGCUUGCUGAUCAGAAGGUCGGCGGUUCGAAUCCCCACGACGGGGUGAGGUCCCGUUGCUCUGUCCCAGCUCCUGCCAACCUAGCAGUUUGAAAGCACACCAAAAAGUACAAGUAGAUAAAUAGGUACCACUCCAGCGGGAAGGUAAACGGCGUUUUCGUGUGCUGCUCUGGUCUCGGUGUUCUGUUGUGCCAGAAGCGGCUUAGUUAUGCUGGCCACAUGACCCGGAAAAACUGUCUGCGGACAAACGCUGACUCCCUCGGCCUUUAAAGUGAGAUGAGCGCUGCAACCCUGGAGUUGUCUGCGACUGGACUUAACUGUCAGGGGUCCUUUACCUUUACCUUUAAAUAUAUUUGCAGCGAUACAGGGUGCCUUUCCUUCAUGUUAUGCUUCCUUAGAGAUACUCGCUUCUCCUUAGCAAAAAAAAGUUUUCCAAAGGUGGCAUAUACUUAAUAUGGACAAAAUGCGCUCACUCCAGGGAUCGCACUACCAGAAAUCUUCCUGGGAAAUCCUAGUACAGUGGUACCUCGGGUUAAGUAUUUAAUUUGUUCUGGAGGUCCGUUCUUAACCUGAAACUGUUCUUAACCUGAAGCACCACUUUAGCUAAUGGGGCCUCCUGCAGCUGCCAUGCCGCCAGAGCACGAUUUCUGUUCUCAACCUGAAGCAAAGGUCUUAACCCGAGGUACUAUUUCUGGGUUAGCGGAGUCUGUAACCUGAAGCGUAUGUAACCCGAGGUACCACUGUACAGCCCCACUGUAGCAUUAAAUGCGGAGAUAAUAAAAUGCUUCCUGCCAAGAUUACCAGCAUCGUCAUGUUUAAGAGCAGGGGUCAGCAAACUUUUUCAGCAGGGGGCCGGUCCACUGUCCCUCAGACCUUGUGGGGGAGCCGGACUAUAUUUUGGGGGAAGAAAUGAACGAAUUCCUAUGCCCCACAAAUAACCCAGAGAUGCAUUUUAAAUAAAAGCACACAUUUGGCUCAUGUAAAAACACCAGGCAGGCCCCACAAAUAACCCAGAGAUGCAUUUUAAAUAAAAGGACACAUUCUACUCAUGUCAAAGCAUGCUGAUUCCCGGACCGUCCGCGGGCUGGAUUUAGAAGGCAAUUGGGCCGCAUCCGGCCCCGGGCCUUAGUUUGCCUACCCAUGUAUAAGAGCCAUGCCAGUAUCCCCAGUGUUGACGGGCGUGUUUUUAUAGCCUGCCGUCCAUCUGAAAUGGCUUUGCUUUGGGCUAAAUUGAACACACACACACACAGAGAUGCUAAGCCACUUAUGGGCAGAAAUAUUUUUAUUUGCUUUCAAGGAAAAGCGGUCAAUAAAUUUUGAGCAUGCCAGUAGCAAGAACCAAAUUCUGAUGGCCACAUUUGAACCAGAGAUAUUUUAUUGUGGUGCCCAGCCUGCUUUUCCUGAACACUUUCUGUCUCUUUCAGGACCUGAAGGAGCCUGCUUGGAAGCAGUGGCGAGAAUUCUUUGUGAAAUACUCUUUCCUGCCCUACCAGCUAAUAGCUGAGUUUGCUUGGGACUGGUUAGAGGUGCACUACUGGACGUCCCGCUUCAUCAUCGUCAACGCCAUGCUGCUUUCUGUGCUGGAGCUCUUCUCCUUCUGGAGGCUGUGGUCAAGAAGGGAGCUGAAGUAAGUCCCUCUCGGACCCUCCUACCUUCCAGAAUUAGCAACCCUGUUUUUGUACUUGUAAAAUCCCUUUAAUGUUUCCCUCUCUCUCUUUAUCACCGUCUUUUUGCGGAAAUCAAAGAGAGAACUUGCACUGAAUAGAGAGAUUCCUACUUUUCCAUCUCCCAGCUGUGACUCAGCUUCUUCCUGCUCAGGGGAGGAAAAGCUAGUUGUGCAAUGGUGUGCCAGGGAUCUUUUAUUUUUGGAUAUCAAAAAGUCCCCAAGGUUAACUUGACAUGUCUCGUUUAUGAGCAAAUUGCUUUCCAGUGAAAAGCAUGUGACUUAGAGUGCUCCAGAUAAGCAACCUUCAUUUGAAACGAAAAGGAGCGUCGUGAACCACACAUUUCCUGUACAUGUUGGAGGCCCACCCCCCGUUUUUGGUACUCUCCUCCCUCCUUUCUCUUAGUUUCCCUUUUGAGCUUGUUUAAAACUCCUUAAAACUAUUACGGUGGUCUUUUCCUGUAAAUGAUUGAACACGUUUGCUUUCCCUGAACGGUUGUGUGUGCGCAAGGAUGUUUUUAGUGCAGCUUCUGCAAGAGUUCCAAAGGUUCAUUGGAAAUGAGAUCUAGGGCUCUAAUCUGCUCUUUUCCCUCCCCAUCUAGGACAAUUCCUCACCGGAUGUGGGGCCAUUUCUGGAAAGUGUCCACCCAGGGACUCCUCAUGGCUAUUUUCUGGCCAGUUAUUCCUCAGUUUGUUUGCAACUGCCUGUUCUACUGGGCUUUGUACUUUAACCCAAUUAUAAACAUUGAUCUUGUGGUGAAAGAAAUCCGUCGCUUGGAAACUCAAGUGCUAUGA